Messenger RNA from Rotaria socialis, 1029 nucleotides. The record is from the annotation of a GenBank genome assembly. NCBI's taxonomy places the organism in Eukaryota, Metazoa, Rotifera, Eurotatoria, Philodinida, Philodinidae.
AUGAAAAAUCUCACGAUGAUCCACGAACGUUGUGAUCUAACAUUGCCAACUGAAUAUGAUUCACAUUGGAUUAUUGCUUAUGUAUCAUUAGCAUUUGUUGGAUUAUUUUAUGGAAUUUUCGGUUAUCGCUGCUGGCGUUUAACAAUGUUCAUAACAUCAUUUGCUCUUAGUUCACUAGUGAUUUAUAUUGUUUUAAAAACUCAACCAACAUUAAAUGAAUUUCAAUUAAUAAUGAUAUCUUGUUCAAUAGCGAUACUAUUUGGUUUAGUUAAUACACUAUUAGAAUAUAUUGGACUAUUUACUAAUGGAUUUUGUUUUGGUUUAAUACUUUCCAUAAUAACAUUUGUCGUAGUGCAUAUAAAAGACCAGGCAGCUGGCACAAUAACAACAACAACAAUAUGGUUUGUUAUUGGUCUUAUAUUAAUUUUAGGUUUAAUAUGUGCUACAUUAGCAUUACGUUUUCAAAAAUUUAUGCUUAUUAUAAUGUCAUCUUGCUUAGCCGGCGUUUGUCAAGUACUCGUAUUAGAUUAUUUUCUACAAUUAUCGACUUUAUUUCGUUUUACACAUACAAUCCUUUUAUUGGAAAAGCCACCAGAUUUAUGUUUUCGUCAUUGGAUUAUUAUUUUGAUACAACCAAUUAUUAUGUUACUUUCGAUUUCGAUACAAUAUUCAUGUACAGGAAGAAAUUACGAUCAUAGAGAUUCAUGGCACAAAAUUAUUAGUACAGGCAAAAAACAUUAUAAAACGGCGAAUUUAAACAAAAUUCGUCGCCAUUAUGAACGAGAUACACUUCGACAACAGAUUAUUCCGGAUGAAAGUAAUCGAUUCCGACAUUUUUAUCAUUUACGACGGGCUCAUGGUGAUGCUCUUUCAUCAGAUUUUAUACAAAAUAUGCGACAACAAAGUUCGACAGCAGUUUGUUUAACUAGUAAUAAUACUAUUAACACUAGUCCAAUAAUUCCAACUGGAACGCGACCAUCACGAAAAACUACCGAUAGUACAACGACGACAUUAACUCAUUUAAUUUAA